AUGGUCAGGCGCCUGCAAUCGGACAAGGUCCGCCCACCGACGACGGACGGGGUCCGCCCACUCGCGACGGACGGGGUUCGCUCGCUCUCGUCGGACGGGGUCCGCCCUCCCGCGUCGGACGGGGUCCGCCCUCCCGCGUCGGACGGGGUCCGCCCUCCAACGUCGGACCGGUACCUGGCGUACGUUUCCCGGCGGCGGACUUGUCGCCGGUGA
Linum trigynum is the source of this 213-nucleotide messenger RNA. Lineage: Eukaryota; Viridiplantae; Streptophyta; Magnoliopsida; Malpighiales; Linaceae. The record is from the annotation of a GenBank genome assembly.